Messenger RNA from Paramecium sonneborni, 1602 nucleotides. The record is from the annotation of a GenBank genome assembly. Lineage: Eukaryota; Ciliophora; Oligohymenophorea; Peniculida; Parameciidae.
AUAAUGAAGGCUGAAGUUACCAAAACCAAAUUAUCAAAAGAAGAUUAUGAAAAAUUCAAGAGAGCUGAAAGAAGAAAAAAUAAUAAGAAUAAAAAGAAAUCCACUAAAGAAAAAUUAGAAAUUUAAGAAGAGCUACUCAAAGCUGAUGAAGAACAGGUUGUAUAUGAUGAAGAUACUUUUUAAGAAAUUGAAGUAUAUAUUACAUACAAUUAAUUAGAUAGAUGCUCUUAUUACAGGCAAACAUUAUGACAAUUUUAAACAGGUUUUUGAUAAUUUCAAUUAACAUGCAGAAAGAUUGAUGAUGAAGACUUAUGAAAAGGUAUAUGAAACAGAAAAAGAGAAGGAGAAAGAAUAAGAAGAAUAAUAAGCUGCAGAAUAAUAAUAAUAAUAAUAGCAAUAAUAAAUACAAUAAUAAAUAAGUGAACCAAAUUAAACAAUUUAAAAUUAUUUAUAAUAGGGAAAAAAGAAAGAGGCUAAAUUAUCAAAGAAAUAAAGAAAAUAAUUAAGAUGGUUAAAAGUAGCUGAAUUAAAGUAGAAAGUAAAAAGACCAGAUUUAGUUGAAUUUUGGGAUAUUACAUCUCCAGAUCCAAAUUUUUUAAUAUAAUUGAAGAGUGUACGUAAUUCAGUGACAGUUCCUAGACAUUGGUCUUAGAAGAGAAAAUAUUUGUAAAAUAAGAGAGGAAUAUUGAAAGAGCCAUUUUAAUUGCCAGAUUAUAUAGAGAAGACAGGAAUAGCAAAAUUAAGAGAUCCUUUUGUAGAUAGAGAUGGAGGUAAGAUGGUGAGAUAGAAAUUGAGAGAAAGAAUGAAUCCAAAAUAAGGGAAGUUGGAUAUAGAUUAUUAGAUAUUACAUGAUGCAUUUUUUAAAUAUUAAACAAAGCCAUAAAUGACAAAACAUGGUGAAAUAUAUUUUGAAGGAAAAGAGGAAGAGAUGAGAGCAAAAAACUUUUGUCCAGGAAAGAUGAGUGCAGAAUUAAGAAGUGCAUUAGGUUGUAGUGAUUUUUAAGCACCUCCAUGGUUACCAAAUAUGUAAAGAUAUGGUCCUCCUCCAAGUUAUCCUCAUAUGAGAUUUAUAGGAAUGGCAAGUAUAUUUGCAGAACCAUCUUCAUAUCAUACAUCUGUAAAAUAAGUGAUAGAAGAUUCAUGUAAAAAAGCAGAUUAACCAGGAUUAUAUGCUACCUUUAAAUAUUAUGAUGAAGAAGAUUUAAAUGAAUUAUCAUAAAAAACAGGAUUAUAAGGAGAUGCUCCUGUAGAUAAAUCAUUAUGGGGUAAAAUUGAUGAAGUAGAAGAUGAAGGGGAAGUAGAAUAAGAAGAUGAAGAAGAACCAGAAGUAUAAUAAAGAUAAGAAUAAUAAUAAUAAUAAUAAUUUGAUAAUUAAUCAUAUUAAUUUGGUGAUUCUGAUACUCGUAUUCCUGGUAGAUCUAUUAGUGGAUUAUAAACACCUGAUGUUGAUUUAAGAAGAAGUAAAUUCAUAUUUAUAAUUUAUUAGAUUUAUAAAAUGAUCCAAAACCAUUAUAUUAAUAAUUAGAAUAAGUAUAAAUUGAUCCUACUAGUGGAAAUUAAAUUUUUAUGACAGGACAUACAUAUGUAUUACCAAAAUAAUGA